Molecule: messenger RNA, 831 nt
Organism: Aureobasidium namibiae CBS 147.97
Lineage: Eukaryota; Fungi; Ascomycota; Dothideomycetes; Dothideales; Saccotheciaceae
Exons: 2
Coding region: 1-831 (276 amino acids)
Source: RefSeq, a predicted model, not a curated record
AUGGCAUCGGUUGGCACAAAAGACACAGGUGUCGCCUGGUUCCAGGCCGAGCUUGAGGACGUCAAUCCUCAAGCCAGGGCCAUUCUGGAAACAUACUGCAAGUUACCUUCGGAUGAGGUUGUGCCGCAUGUCUUGAGAAUCCGAGAUAAAGCAUGGGCAGUCUUCCCCUACCCAUGCAUCGGUCAAUUUCGCUUCCUGGACAUGCCUCUGGGCGGCUUUGAUGCAUACCCAGAAAUCGUGCAGAGGCUCAAGUCUGGCAACAACAAAUACCUAGACCUGGGUUGCUGCUUUGGGCAGGACAUCCGCAGACUGGUCGCUGAUGGUGUACCCGAAAAAGCCUUGAUUGGAUGUGAUCUCCACCAAGGAUUCCUGGAUCUUGGAUAUGAUCUCUUCAAGGACAAGGACAAGCUUAAAAGCGACCUCAUCACCGCAGACGUCUUCGAGUCCAAGUCAGAACUUACUCAGCUCUAUGGAAGUAUCGACAUCAUCCACGCAUCGUCCUUCUUCCAUUUGUUUGGCUACGAAGGACAAAAGAAGAUUGCAAGACGAGUGGUCCAAUUGCUCAAGCCCAAAAAGGACUCGCUACUUGUAGGACGUCAAGUGGGCAACGUCAAGUCUCACGAGGCAGAGUCAGCUGCCAGCGGAAGCGGCAACAUGUUCCUGCAGAACGUGGAGUCGUGGAAGCGAAUGUGGAAGGAGAUUGGUGAAGAGACGGGCACCCAGUGGGAGGUCAAGGCUACAUUGGAAGACUGGCCCAUGGCUGAAGGUAAGAAGAUCGCAUGGCACAACGAGGGUACUAAGAGGAUAUUCUUCUCGGUCAGGAGGCUGUGA